AUGAGUUAUCGUGUCGAUGGAGCCACACACAAACCUUGGGCAUGCAGUGAGUGCCACAAAGGCUUCUCUACCCAGCGUGGGGCAUGUGAUCACUACGCAGCCUCUCACAGUGGCCAAAGUUACUCAUGUGAAUACUGCAGAGCAUCAUAUGUUCGGAAGAGAGAUCUCAUUGGUCAUUAUAACAAGGUGCAUCUGAAUACAAAACCAUACAAGUGUAAGCAUGCAGACUGCGAUGAGAAAUUCAGCUGCCACAGCGACCUCUAUCGUCACUUCAACAGCGCACACAAUAGCCAGAAUUCACAGACUAGCUUCACCUGCCAAAACUGCUGUGCCACAUUUGCCAAGAAGAGAUAUUUAGAUUCCCACCUCUUGUCAUGCGCAAGCAAAGCCAGUGACCAUAUGCCUUACAAGUGUACAGUGUGUGAUAAGGCUUUUAAGCUGAAUAGAUACUGCGAAUUCACAUGCAGAAGCACAACAGCAACAUGA
This is a messenger RNA of Penaeus vannamei (Pacific white shrimp), 486 nucleotides long. Lineage: Eukaryota; Metazoa; Arthropoda; Malacostraca; Decapoda; Penaeidae. The record is from RefSeq and is a predicted model, not a curated record.